Ichthyophthirius multifiliis is the source of this 1734-nucleotide messenger RNA. RefSeq lists its product as hypothetical. The transcript is spliced from 5 exons. Gene Ontology annotation, molecular function: chromatin binding. Gene Ontology annotation, biological process: regulation of transcription by RNA polymerase II. The record is from RefSeq and is a predicted model, not a curated record. Gene Ontology annotation, cellular component: SWI/SNF complex; NuA4 histone acetyltransferase complex. NCBI's taxonomy places the organism in Eukaryota, Ciliophora, Oligohymenophorea, Hymenostomatida.
AUGCAAAAAUUUUUACACGAACAUUAAAGAAUACCAAUAUACUAAAUAAAACCAUAAAAAUAAAUAUUAUAUGAACCUGCUCCAGAAUAAAAGCCAUAAUUAAUAAAAAAUGAUAUAGAUUAAGAAAUACCAAUUAUUAUAGAUUAUGGAAGUGGAAUAACUAAGGCUGGAUGGGGAACAAGUUAGAGGCCAGAUUUAUCAAUACAAACAUUAUUAAGUAAAUCAAAAGAUGCAAAAACAAGUAUAACAUCCGUAUUAGUAUAAAAUAAGUUAAAAGAUGUAGAUUUAUUUAAAGGAAAUUAUAGAUCUCCUUAUGAACGUAAUGUAGUUUAAUAAUUUAGCUUAAUGGAAAAUUUAAACGAUUUUAUAUUUAGUGAAAUCGGCGUUAUAGAAGAAAGAGUCGAUCAUCCAUUAAUAAUUACAGAGCCGUUUGCCAAUCCUGAUUAUUCAAGACAAAAUUUGCUUGAAUAAUAUUUCGAAUGUUAUGAAGUCCCCUCAGUUUUUAUAGGUGUAGAUACUCUUUUUGCAACAUAUAAUUAAUUAGGAUAAGAAAAAUACUAAACAGAAACCUGCUUAGUAUUAUCUUUAGGUCAUAAUACAUGCCAUAUAAUUCCAAUAAUAAAUGGAUAAGUAUAAUAUGAAUUUAUAAAAAGAGUAAAUGUUGGAGUAUCGAGUGGUUUCGAGUUGUUUUAUAAAUAAACAAUAAUAAAAAACUAGCAUUAAAAACAUUAUUUAGACUAUUAAACAUUAUAAUCAAUAUUUUAAAAUUAUUGUGAAUGUGCAGUCAAUUAUUCAGAUUAAUUGAAAUAUCUAAAAUAUGGUUAAUAAGGAUUUGAAAAUAAAUCCUAUUUUAAUAAAAUUGAAAGAGAAAAUAAUUAAAUUUUUGAUUUUAAUACUUUAUAGGAGCCUAUUUAUAUAGAUUUUCCUUUAUAAUAAAAAAUUGUUGAUGAAGUAGAAAUUUAAAGAAGAAAAGAAAUUCGUUUAAAAUAAGCAGAAAGAUUAAGAGAAGCUAUGCACAAAAAAAGGGAAGAAAAAAGAAAAAACCAUGAAAAAGAACUCUAAGAUUUAGAAUAAUUAGAAUUAAAAUUUAAAGAAGAUCCUGCGUCUACAAAAGGAAAAGAUGAUAAUUUUGGAAUGAAUGAUGAAGAUUGGAACGUAUAUAUUAAUAUAUAAAAAGACUAUGAAUCUGAUGAAGAAAAUCAAGAAUUAAAGCUAAAUGAAAUUGAAAUCGAAUUAAGAGAAUUAGAUCCAAAUUUUGAUGAAAAAAUAAAAAUUGGUGAGAAAAAUCCUUAUAGUUUAAAUAUGUAAGAAUCUUUUAUUUAAUUAUCUGUUGAUAAGUUUAGAGGAAACGAAGUUAUAUUUUAACCUGGAAUAGUCGGAGUUGAUUAAUCUGGAAUUAGUGAUACUAUAAUCUAUAUUGUGAAAAAAUUCGAUUAAAAUAUAUAAAACUAACUUCUAUAAAAUAUAUUAUUAACAGGGGGAGGCUCUAAUAUGAGGGGUAUUAUUUAAAGAUUUUAAGCUGAUCUUAUUUCUAAUUUUAAGGUUAAUUAAGUUAUUAAUAUUAGAUAAAUGGAAUAAUCAGUUUUCGGGCCAUGGUAUGGAAUGAAAUAUAUGUAUUAUAAAAAUUUGGAUAAUAUUUAAUAAAAUUUUAUUACUAAAUAAGAAUAUUUUGAAAAAGGAAAUAAUAGCUUAUUUAAAGCAAAUUAAUUUUCAAAUAUUGUAAUUCCAUAUUGA